Messenger RNA from Anopheles bellator, 468 nucleotides. RefSeq lists its product as uncharacterized. NCBI's taxonomy places the organism in Eukaryota, Metazoa, Arthropoda, Insecta, Diptera, Culicidae. The record is from RefSeq and is a predicted model, not a curated record. The coding region runs from base 1 to 468 and encodes 155 amino acids. The transcript is spliced from 4 exons.
AUGAGUCUCUGUGCCAACAUUAAGUUCCACGGGUACGUGAUCGUGGUGUUUUCGGCUCUGCUCACCACCACCAUCCUCGUCAGUUCUGCCAUCCUGAAGUUGGUGUACCACGGCACGCAAGACGACAGCAUACCGCGGGACUUGCAGGACCUCAUCGAUUAUGGGUGGUUCGAUUUCGCUGGCGAUACGCUGCAUCUCGUGUCGAUUGGAGUCCUCUUUUACGGCAUUCGGAAGGAGAAUCGCUUCUGUCUGAUCCCCUACCUGCUGUCGAUCGUGUUCGAUUGGGUGGCGUACGUGGUGGCCAACACACGCGGCCCUAGGACCCUGCCGUACCAGGUGUGGGUCAUUCAAACCGUCCUGUUUCUGUAUGUGUUCGUGACGCUUAUCGGACUGUACAAGCUGUUCCAAAUCAAGGCGAAAGAAGGAGCCACGCGAUCGGAGGAGUUCCGCAAGUCCAUCUGUCUGUGA